AUGAGCCGCCAGCAGCACCACCGGCCCGCCGGCGAGCGUCCGGGCUUCAGCGGCUGCUCGGCUAUCAUCGCGGGCCGAGUCAGCGGCAGCUCUGCCUCCUUCAGGGCGGGCGUCAAGAGCACGGCCACCUUUGGCAGCAGAAGCUUGUUCAGCCUGGGGGGCGGCCGGCGCUUGGCCCUGUGCGCCGCAGCAGGGCGCGGCGGCGCCUACGCGCUGGGCCACUGCUCCAGCACCGGCGGCCGGCUGGGCGGCUUUGUGGGCACCAUCUUCGGCAGCGCCGGGCUGGGGCCCGCGUGUCCGUCCGUGUGCCCCCCUGGCGGCAUCCCUCAGGUCACUGUCAACAAGAGCCUCCUGGCCCCUCUCAACGUGGAGCUGGACCCCGAGAUCCAGAAGGUGCGCGCCCAGGAGCGGGAGCAGAUCAAGGCUCUGAACAACAAGUUCGCCUCCUUCAUCGAUGAGGUGCGGUUCCUGGAGCAGCAGAACCAGGUGCUGGAGACCAAGUGGAACCUGCUACAGCAGCUGGACCUGAACAACUGCAGGAAGAACCUGGAGCCCAUUUACGAAGGCUACAUCAGCAACCUGCGGAAGCAGCUGGAGGUGCAGACAGGCGACAGGGUGCGCCUGGACUCAGAGCUGAGGAACAUGCAGGAUUUGGUGGAGGACUACAAGAAGAGGUAUGAGGUGGAGAUCAACAGACGCACCGCUGCUGAGAAUGAGUUUGUGGUGCUUAAGAAGGAUGUGGAUGCCGCCUACAUGAACAAGGUGGAGCUCCAGGCCAAGGUGGACUCCCUGACUGAUGAGAUCAAAUUCUUCAAGUGCCUCUAUGAAGGGGAGAUCGCUCAGAUGCAGUCCCACAUCAGUGACACAUCUGUCAUCCUGUCCAUGGACAACAACCGGGACCUGGACCUGGACAGCAUCAUUGACGAGGUCCGUGCCCAGUACGAGGAGAUCGCCCUGAAGAGCAAGACCGAGGCUGAGGCCCUAUACCAGACCAAGAUCCAAGAACUGCAGGUCACAGCUGGCCAGCACGGGGAUGACCUCAAACUCACCAAGGCUGAGAUCUCAGAGCUGAACCGUCUGAUCCAGAGGAUCCGCUCAGAGAUAGGGAAUGUGAAGAAGCAGUGCUCUAACCUGGAGACGGCCAUCGCCGAUGCCGAGCAGCAGGGUGACUGUGCCCUGAAGGACGCCCGGACCAAGCUGGACGAGCUGGAAGCUGCCUUGCACCAGGCCAAGGAAGAGCUGGCCCGGAUGCUGCGGGAGUACCAGGAGCUCAUGAGCACGAAGCUGGCCCUGGACGUGGAGAUCGCCACCUACCGCAAGCUGCUGGAGGGAGAGGAGUGCAGGAUGUCCGGAGAACACCCUAGUUCCGUGAGCAUCUCUGUGAUCAGCAACACUGGCGCUGGGGCAGGAGGAGCUGGCUUCAGCCUGGGCUUCGGUGCCUCGAGCGGUUACGGCUUCAAACCCGCGGCUGUGGAUGUCAAAACCAAAGGCAGCUGUGGCAGCGAGUUCAAGGAUCUCCUGCCCAAGACCUCAGGCAGCAGCUGUGCCACCAAAAAGACCUCGAGAUGAAGGGCUGGCAGCAGUGGGCUCUGUGUGCAGAAAGCUGCAGAGCCCAUCUGCUCCACCCCCCGCCCCGCUCCCACCUUGUCCCGGCCCUGAGGUGCUUCCUCUGUAGCCCCAAUCCCUGUGGUCUGGGUGGCGCUCGCUUGUUUGUGGGAAGUCCAGUCAGGGGUGCUCUCAGUGACCUCCUUCUGGGUCAUUUAUCAUGGGGUCGCAG
Molecule: messenger RNA, 1777 nt
Organism: Suricata suricatta (meerkat)
Lineage: Eukaryota; Metazoa; Chordata; Mammalia; Carnivora; Herpestidae
Gene: KRT72
Product: keratin 72
Exons: 9
Coding region: 1-1569 (522 amino acids)
Biological process (GO): intermediate filament organization; keratinization
Cellular component (GO): keratin filament
Molecular function (GO): structural constituent of skin epidermis
Source: RefSeq, a predicted model, not a curated record